GGGACCGUUGGUCACGUUUCACGGUUUCCUCUGGCUGUGACGUUGCUCGUUCUCCCGCCUUCCAGCGACGUCUUAGUACGCAUGCGCGAGAGGAGAAGAAACCCGGAAAUGCUCUUCAGCCGAGCCAAGCUGAGAGGGACGAUGUGGAUCACUGUGCCGUUACGGAGCUCUGCGGGCAGGAUCGCGGCGGCGUGGACGCGCUGCCUCGGCGGCGUCUUCGGCAGGACCGCGGCCGCUCAGGCGGCGGCGUGGACGCUCUGCCUCUGCGGCGUCUUCGGCAGGACCGCGGCGGCGUGGACGCUCUGCCUCGGCGGCGUCUUCGGCAGGACCGCGGCGGCUCAGGCGGCGGCGUGGACGCUCUGCCUCUGCGGCGUCUUCUCGCACCUGAGCGGCGUGUCAGGUGGUGCGGGUGGUGUUCCUUUGUCUGACUUCUCUUACAACUACGUUGCUCCAGGUCUUGGGGUCAACGAAUUGCUUUAUUUCCGGAUCAUCAGCCCCAAGGACAUCGGGUACAUCUUCAGCGCAGCCCCCGCUAAAGACUUCGGGGGAGACUUUACUUCGUCGUAUGAGGAGAUCUUGCUGGUGCCGGCGGAGCCAGCAGACGGCUGCUCGGAGCUGCGGAACAAAGACGACAUCGAGGGCCAAGUGAUCCUGCUGGAAAGAGGGGGCUGUUCCUUUGUCUGUAAGGCUCGACAAGUGGAGGAGGCGGGUGGGAAAGCAGUACUGAUUGCGGACAACGCGGUCGAUAAUGACAGUCAGUAUUUGGACAUGAUUGCCGAUGGAAGCACUGCCAAGCCCAGCAUCCCGGCGCUCUUCCUGCUGGGACGAGAUGGGCUGAUGAUCAGACGGUCCCUGCAGAGACAAGCGAUGCCCUGGGCGGUUAUUUCCAUCCCCGUCAAUGUUUCUUCUUUGGCCUCCUUUCCCCUCAAACAACCUCCAUGGACUCUGUGGUAGAGCCGACACGUCCCCACAGGUGAACCCAUGCAGCGUACCCCGUCGGCUGUGGAUGAGCGCGCAUGGCGGUACUUCUGCACAUGCUACCGGUUAUACCGCCACAACAUGCACGCGUUAGAACAUGGAUGGACACUCGCCUGGCUGGGAACGAAGGACUCUUGUUUGGACUCUUUUUUUUCGGCACCCGUGGCAUUGCCUCGUCAUGCUCCUCUCCCUGACGGCAGCGUGAAGCGUCACAGCCACUUCUCAGCUGUCUGGAUGAAGGUGAGAGAGUUGCUGAAUGUGACGACGACUACGAGUCAGGAGGUGCAGCUGGUUGCCAUAUACUGCUCACACCACAUACGGACAAUAACGGCUACAGCGCCAUCCCAUGUUUUUCUCCUCGCCGCUACUUCGAUGUUCUUGUUUGUCUUCAUGACACCCUUACAGAGACGAAGUAACACACUUUAAGUUAUUGUAAAUAAAUCU
Messenger RNA from Lampris incognitus (smalleye Pacific opah), 1422 nucleotides. Its product is annotated as protease-associated domain-containing protein 1-like. NCBI's taxonomy places the organism in Eukaryota, Metazoa, Chordata, Actinopteri, Lampriformes, Lampridae. The record is from RefSeq and is a predicted model, not a curated record. Bases 82 to 954 code for a protein of 290 amino acids. The transcript is spliced from 5 exons.